AUGCCGGAGAAGAAGAGCCGAUUACCACGACCAAAGCCGCGCCUCCGACGUUGCUCACCACCGUCAUCGUUGCCACAGAAGCCACCAUGCACGUCCAGUCGUAGGAAGCACCAAAGGGAUCAAAUUCUUCAAGACGGCGCCCUAAAGAGGGGAGCGACGUUGAAGACGACGCCACCGCCCGACCCUGAAGCAGGAUCUGGGCUUUCACCCGAAGGACUUGAUCCGGGAGUAAAGGCUGUGAAGAUUCCCGACGACGCCUCCAAGGAGGAUAGCGACGCCCACAGGCGCCGUCGCCGCCGGCCGGUCAACACCGGCCAGGCUUUCACCCGGUGCAGCCACUCCCGCCCAGCAGGCCGAGGUCGACCCGUACCUCCAUUGGACCGCGCACCCCCCACACAACGAGCACACCACUGCUGUGUAGGGCCACCCGCAAACCUCCUCAUCGACGGGCCUGCAGAGACCAGAUCGGGUCCUGCACCCCGCAUCCAUCCGCGGCCGGAGCCACCCUGCUCCAACAAGCGGCAACCGGGCACCACCAGCAGCCGCCAGUGCCCAUCCCGGGCCGCCAGCCACGGACCUCCGGCCAACAACCGUCUCCUUCCGGCCCCCUGGACUCCAGAGCAGCAAAACGGGGCAGAGAAACUGCCCAUCUUGUGCUGCCAAGGCCGGAUCCGUGGCAUCCAGACCUGCCCGCUGGGCCGCCAAGCGAAGACCACCGGCCGCCGCAUGCCAGAUCUGAGCCGGUGGCCAGCACGCCGCACCCAUGGCCGCACACCGCGCCCAGCCGCACUCCUCCUCGCGCCUCUCCGCGCGCAUCCUCGCGCGGUAGCCGCUUGCCAGAUCUGCGCCGGCGACCAGCGCGCCGCACCCAUGGCCGCGCGCCGUGCCCAGCCGCACGCCUCCUCGCGCCCCGCCGCGCGCAUCCUCGCGCGGUCGCUGCGCCCAGCCCGCGCCUCCACCUACGCGCCCCGCCACCGGAUCCGCGCCCGCGCCUCCGUGCGCGGCCCCGACAGCCAGCCGCGCCGCCCGAGCGCGCGCAGCAGCUCAGGCUCCCGCCGAGGCCACCGGCCCGCGCCAGCCACCUUUGGACGGAAGGGGAAAGGGGCCCCGCCGCCUCCGAGCCGCGCGGGCUUUGCCCGGCGACCGCUGCCGGCGGCGGCGAGGGGAGGAGAGGAUGGUGGGUGGGUUGAUGCUGGCGGCGGCUAG
This is a messenger RNA of Aegilops tauschii subsp. strangulata, 1206 nucleotides long. NCBI's taxonomy places the organism in Eukaryota, Viridiplantae, Streptophyta, Magnoliopsida, Poales, Poaceae. The record is from RefSeq and is a predicted model, not a curated record.